GUGCGUGCGGGUGAUAGUCUCGUGUAGUAAUAGAAAGAGCAGUGACAUGUUGCGUCUUCGUUGAAAGCGGUCAGGCUCUAAACGACUCUUCAAAAGUGUUGGUUGCCGCUAGCCCGGCUGCUCGGCUAGCGUUAGCUGUCUGGCUAACUUUCGGCCGGUUUGCUCGCUAUCCACAGCUGAUUAGAAAAACGCUUGUUUAUGACGAAGACAGCGGCCACACAAGUUACAGUUAUAUGGUUGGCUGUUAAUAUUAGCAUUAAUAUGCAAAACGUAGUCGUAAACAUUGCGAUGUUACACGUCGGAGCGACAGAACUGUAAUAUUUGAGAGGUAGGGAAGUUGUUACAAGUACAGAAUGGGACACCUCCAACCACCAACUACAAUGGGGUAGAUGCGGUUCAUGCCUGUAACAUCCUUCAGCAGCUCAAAGCCUUGUACGACGAAGCACAGCUCACGGACAUCGUCGUAGAAGUGGACCAUGGCAAGACUUUCUCGUGUCACCGAAAUGUCCUUGCAGCAAUCAGUCCAUAUUUUAGGUCCAUGUUCACCAGCGGCCUUACAGAGAGCAGCCAGCGCGAGGUCAGAAUUGUUGGGGUGGAAUCCGAAUCCAUGCACCUCGUCUUAGACUAUGCCUAUACAUCCAGGGUCACGCUGUCGGAGUCCAAUGUCCAAGCCCUGUUCACUGCAGCAAGCAUUUUCCAGAUUCCUGCCCUUCAAGACCAAUGUGCCCAGUUUAUGAUCAGCCGGUUGGACCCCCAGAACUGUAUUGGGGUCUACAUGUUUGCUGAUGCCUAUGGGCACCAGGAGCUGAGGGAACGCUCACAAGACUACAUUCGUAAGAAGUUCUUGUGUGUGUCAUGGGAGCAAGAGUUCCUCCAGAUGACCAAGGAGCAGCUGGUCAGUAUUUUGAACAACGAUGACCUCAACGUGGAGAAGGAAGAGCAUGUUUAUGAGAGCAUUGUUCGCUGGCUGGAGCAUGAUCUGAAUGGCCGUGAGGCCUACCUAGCUGAGGUCUUUUCACAAUGCAUCCGUCUGCCCCUGCUGGAAGAGGCCUUUCUCAGUCGAAUACCUGCUCCCUUCGCUUGUGCCCUGUCUCUUUCUAAAGACCCUGCUGAGGCCAAAGCUCGCCUCACUGGCACCAAUGGCUGCCCGCAGCGCCUGGGAAUGACUGCUUCCGAGAUGAUCAUCUGCUUUGAUGCCGCUCACAAACACUCAGGGAAGAAGCAGACGGUGCCUUGCCUUGACACAGCCACAGGAAGGGUUUUCAAGCUGUGCAAACCACCCAAUGAUCUCCGGGAGGUCGGUAUCUUGGUCUCUUCAGAGAAUGACAUCUACAUUGCCGGCGGCUAUCGUCCAAGCAACAGUGAGGUGUGCAUAGACCAUCGAGCAGAGAGUGACUUUUGGCAGUACGAACACGCAGGCAACCGAUGGCUUCCACGUGCACCUCUGCUGAGAGCUAGGAUAGGCUGCAGGCUUGUGCACUGCUGCGGGAAGCUUUAUGCACUAGGAGGCCGCGUUUACGAGGGCGACGGUAGAAAUGCAUUAAAAUCAGUAGAGUGCUAUGAUGCCAGGGACAACUGUUGGACAGCAGUGAGCCCUAUGCCUGUGGCCAUGGAGUUUCACAGUGCUGUGGAGUACAAAGAUCGCAUCUAUGUCCUUCAAGGUGAAUAUUUCUUCUGCUUUGAUCCCCGUAAGGAUUACUGGAGUCAUCUGGCCCCAAUGAGUGUUCCCCGAAGCCAGGGUCUGGCUGCCUUGUACAAAAACUGCAUUUACUAUAUUGCUGGUAUCUGCAGGAACCACCAGCGCACCUUCACCGUCGAGGUGUACGACAUCGAGAAAAACACAUGGAGCCGCAAGAGAGAUCUGCCCUUUGACCAAGCCACAAGCCCGUACAUCAAGGCCAUGCUGCUGCAAGGCAAGCUCCACCUGUUCGUACGAGCCACACAGGUCAUGGUGGAGGAGCACGUGUUUCGCACCAGCCGUAAGAACUCGCUGUACCAGUACGAUGAUGAGGCAGAUGCUUGGACCAAAGUGUACGAGACACCUGACCGCCUCUGGGAUCUAGGUCGCCAUUUUGAAUGUGUGGUGGCCAAACUUUACCCACAGUGUCUACAGAAAGUGCUUUGAGGUAGUUUGUUUUGUGAACUCAAUCUGUGAGGCAGACGGUGUAGAGUGGUCCUGCCUGCCUUGUGCCUGGUGCUACCUUGGGUUUGCACCACAAGGACAAUUAAUUUUUUGUUAAGUCUUAAGUCAUUCAAACUUUGGUUUGGGGGUGCUUUUAAAGAUUGCAGUAUUUUUGUUCCUAGAGAGCACUAACUACCCACACUGAUGCUUGUUUAACAAAACCAUACAAUGAAUCAUAAGUGCAAUUAUCCUAUAUAUUUUUUUUUGCUUGUUGUUGAGCCAUUUCCUAUUUUUGUUUUUCGAUACAUAUAUAGGCAAUGAUUUUUACAAAUGAUAAGCAUGCAGAGGGUACUGGUAGGAUAAACAUGCCCUUUGAUGAUGUGGAUGCUACAAAGUGAAAAUAUAUAUAUAUAUAUAUAUAUAAAUAACUAUAUAAACUAUAUAUUCAUACGGGUAAGGUGAGUAAAUUAGCUCAUUAGUAGGUUGCUGGCUCCUGAGGUCUGCGUGUGUGCUGUUUUGUUUCCUAACCUCUCUUUAGCCUCUAUAGAUGACUUUUAAUUUCAAGUGUGUUUGUGAUUUCUAUUACUCUAUUAUUGUUUUUUGAAGCUCGUAUGGUAGUUGUUUUUUUUUUUUGUUUUUUUUUAAGGUCCUCUCUUCCAUCACAAACGUCAUUUUGUCAAACACUUCCAAGCUACUACGUUUUUGUUUUUUCUUCUUCCCUAUUUGCAUGGGGGCUCAUAUUUCCCACUCUCAGAGUAGGCAUCCAUUUUGUGUCGCAUGCAGAUACAACUUUAAGUGAAAUGCUCUCUCUCCACAUUGGAGAAACAAGGGCAGAGUCAGAUUGAUGGCAACACUAAGUGGAAAGUGCAGACCAACGAACAGGCUUACCUCAGAUGCUUCAGAGACGAGUAGGAGAAAAGGGACAUUGGAGGCCAUUGCGUUGAUAAAGCAGUUGUAUGAAAGGGCGCAGUUCAGCAUUGAACGCUGAUGUUGUUUCCAUAUUUAAUUAUAACAUCUGAAAACGAGGUUCAGCCUUUCUCUUAAAUGCCAAAAAUGUUUGAGGGCUUGUUAUAGUUGAUCUGGGCAUCGAAAAGAACGUUGUGGUAGCAAUAAUUCAUGGAACUGUGAUUAGGCUGUGUUGCAUUAGAUGUACCUAUUAGAAAAUGCAUUAUUUUUUUGUGUUUGUAGCAAGUCACAUUGGGUUCCAGUAAUCAAUGUUUGGCUGUUGCAUAGGCACAUGCUUGAAGUGAUGUGAUUUAAUGCUGACCAUGUGUGGUGACAACUGGGACAUUGGAAUCAGAAACUGUGGCUCCUGAUGAUGAAGAAAAUCUAAAAAGUCUUACUCAGCAUUGCACUGAAUCACUCCUCACUUAAGCUGGUCCUUAACUGCAACCUUUACGAAGCACCCUCCUUCAACAGGCAGAAUAGGAGCGAGCGAGGACCGCCGGGCUGUGGGCGAACUCGCCUCACGGCCGCCACGGAGGGCACGGCUGUCGGUGCUGGUCUCUCUUUUCCUUUUGUAUGUUUUCAGGACAAUCUUGUACAGAUGAAGUGGUGCCGCCACUGAGUGGUGUUCCCUGUCAAAGUGUGAUGUUUUCAGUGCCGUCAAAUUCCUCACGCAGGUUCCUGUGUCAUCUUUGCACUACACAUUUCCCGUGUACUUUUUCUUAAUGAGGGCCCCUCCAUUAUGGAAUUAAAAAAAAUAAAUCCUAUAGCAAUCAUCUGAGAGAUUUACAGGACGAGCAAAGCCACAAGUUUUAUUCAGUGAGGACUGGACGAUCCGCUGUUGUCUCGCUCUGAACUGAUUUUGUUUUUUUAAAUAAUGCACCUGGUUUGAACGUUGUGAGAAGGUUUGAGCGUCAUCCUCAUGUCUACAGACGGCCAUUUGAGAACCAGGAACGGAGAACUCUCAGGAUUUCUACUGAUACACAGUACUGUAUUUAAAUGUUUUUGUUAAGUGUAAUAUACUGUACUAUAGGUUUGCUGUACUUGCACAGUUUUUAAAACUU
Molecule: messenger RNA, 4131 nt
Organism: Betta splendens (Siamese fighting fish)
Lineage: Eukaryota; Metazoa; Chordata; Actinopteri; Anabantiformes; Osphronemidae
Gene: kbtbd8
Product: kelch repeat and BTB (POZ) domain containing 8
Exons: 5
Coding region: 539-2125 (528 amino acids)
Molecular function (GO): protein binding
Source: RefSeq, a predicted model, not a curated record